Messenger RNA from Rhododendron vialii, 1116 nucleotides. Its product is annotated as disease resistance protein RUN1-like. The transcript has 4 exons. Gene Ontology annotation, molecular function: ADP binding. Lineage: Eukaryota; Viridiplantae; Streptophyta; Magnoliopsida; Ericales; Ericaceae. The record is from RefSeq and is a predicted model, not a curated record. Gene Ontology annotation, biological process: signal transduction; defense response. Bases 1 to 1116 code for a protein of 371 amino acids.
AUGGAGAUUGCUUGGGCAAACGAAGCCUCUCCCUCUUCCACGCUCUCCUCCAUCACAACACCAUUCAAAUAUGACGUCUUCUUGAAUUUCAGCGGUGUCGAUACCAGCAAAAAAUUUACCAUCCAUCUUUUAGCCGCUUUAGAGAGACAUGGCUUUCAUACAUUCAUAGAUGACAAAGAGCUCAAGCGAGGAGAAUAUAUGGACUAUGAACUUCUGAAAGCAAUUGAUCGAGGAGUCAAGAAUUUCGCUGUAUGUACGAAUUUUGAAGCACAUCUAAUUCGAAAAGCCGUUGAAGAGGUCCAAAAUAAAUUAGAUAUUGUACUUCUACAUGUUGCAUGGCACAAAAUUGGACUAGAAUCUCACCUUCAAAAACUCAAGUUGUUGUUGAAAAUGAAAACAUAUGAUGUUCGCAUUGUUGCAAUAUGCGGGAUGGGUGGAAUUGGUAAGACAACAAUAGCUAAAAAGCUAUAUAAUCUCGUCCAGCAUAAGUUCAAAGGUAGCACUUUUCUUGCAAAUAUUAGAGAAACUUCGAAGCAACCGAAUGGUCUGGUUGUUUUACAAGAGCAACUUCUUUCGGAUAUACUCAGAAGUGGAACUCACAACGUAAGAAAUUUUCACUAUGGAAUUGAGGUUAUAAAACGUAGAGCUUUCUGUCAUAAGUGUAUAUUGGGCUCAAGUAAUAUGGUGGACUCUUUGCCGUUACUCUCAUACAAAUUGGGCCUUCAGCACCGGGGUCGAUGCAUCGGACGAACUCCCAACAUUGAUGAUGUGGAUGAUGUCCAACAAUUGAAAGCAUUAGCCAUAGAUCGAGAUUCCUUUAGUUUUGGAAGUAGGAUUAUAGAUACUCUGUGUAACCUUACCUGCUUGAGGACGUUGGAUUUGUAUGACUGCAAUGUGUCACGUCUGCUGGAUGGAAUUGGGAAAUUGGUUUCAUUAGUGUAUUUGAAUCUUGCGCAAAAUGGUUUACGUACCCUGUCGGACAGUCUGUGCAACCUUACUAGCUUGGAGUUUUUGUAUUCGAAUGACUGCAAUGUGACUCAUCUGCCAAGCGAAAUUGGGAAGUUGAUCUCAUUGGAAACUUUGGAUCUUGGAGGAACCAUAUGCCUUGCCGGAUAG